AUGGCGCCACCAAGGCACCUUCCAGGGUCGGUGGCGCCUCCAGAGGCCAUCCCACGAAAGGUGGCGCACACAGGGGAUUUCCCAGGGGCAGUGGUGCUCCCAGGGGCCCUCUCAAAGGCGGCAGUGCUCCUAGGGGUCCUCCCAGGGGCAUCUGCAACCCCAGGAGCCCUACAAGGAGCAUGUAGCGCCCCCAGGGGCCCUCCCAGUGGCAGCGGUGCCCCCAGGGUGCCUCCCAUGGGCAGUUGCGCCACAAGGUUCCCUCCAAGGGGCUGUGGCGCCCCUAGGGGCCCUGCCAGGUGCCUUGGAGCCCACAAGGAACCUUCCAGGGGCGGUGGAACUCCCAGGGGCCCUCUCAAGGUCGGUGGCGCCCACAGAGGAUUUCCUAGGGGACCUCCCAAUUGCGGCGGUGCUCCCAGGGGACCUCCCAGGGGCAGUGGCACCCCCAAGGGAUCUCACAGGAUGCCAUCCCCCGGGCAUCGAUAUCACCAGGGGCCCUCCCAGGAAAGAGUUCUAAACAGUGCAAGAACAACUGCCCCCAAGGGACCUCCAAGGGGCAUUGGCGCCAACAAGGCCCCUUCCAGGAGCGGUGGCGCCCUCAUGGGUCCUCCUUUAGGGGUGGAAGCACCCCCAGGGGCCCUCCCGGAGAUGGCGACCCUAGGGGCCAUCCCAGGGGAGCUGGCGCCCACAGGGGACUUCCAAGGGCCGGUGGCGCCCCCAGGGGCCCUUUCAUGGGUGGCGGUGCCCCUAGCGACCCUCCCAGGGGCAUCUGCAACCCCAGGGGCCCUAUCAGGGACAAAUAGCGCCCCCAGAGGCCCUCCCACUGGCAGCGGUGCCCCCAGGGUACCUCCCAUAGACAGCUGCGCCCCAAAGUUCUCUCCAAGGGGCUGUGGCCCCCCCCCAGGGGCCCUGCCAGGUGAGUUGGCGCCCACAAGCGACCUUCCAAGGGCGGUGACGCCCUCAAGGGCUCUUCCAGGAGUUGUGACACCCCCAGUGGCCCUCCCAGGGGCGGUGGCGCCCACAGGGGAUUUCCUAGAGGCCCUCCCUUUGGCGACAGUGCUCCCAGGGGACCUCCCAGGGGCAGUGGCACCCCCAGGGGAUCUUCCAGGGGCCAUCCCCCGUGAUGCCGCAUCCCCAUAG
Molecule: messenger RNA, 1137 nt
Organism: Homarus americanus (American lobster)
Lineage: Eukaryota; Metazoa; Arthropoda; Malacostraca; Decapoda; Nephropidae
Product: collagen alpha-1(I) chain-like
Exons: 2
Coding region: 1-1137 (378 amino acids)
Source: RefSeq, a predicted model, not a curated record